Molecule: messenger RNA, 3782 nt
Organism: Spirometra erinaceieuropaei
Lineage: Eukaryota; Metazoa; Platyhelminthes; Cestoda; Diphyllobothriidea; Diphyllobothriidae
Source: the annotation of a GenBank genome assembly
AUGAACGGCACAUACAUAAAUUAUAUGCGCGUUUCGGGAGGCGUCACUCUCAAACACGGCGAUAUAGUAUGCUUCGGCCACCUGAAUGGAGCGAAUCUGAAGCCCGGCGAGGACGUUGCUCCUUUUUUCUCCGAUCUUAAGUACCAGGUAAGGUGACCGUUCCUAACCAUACCCGUAUGCCGUAAACCUACCAGAUCCCAUUUGCGUUGCACCUUGUUGGCUCUGAUCGUCGCAGCCCGGCGCCGAUGAGUCUCGCAGGCGCUUUCUUAAUGCGUAAAUCUCAAUUCAUACCCUCUAGCCACGACUAAGCCAUUAUUUGAGACAUAUGCACGUAUGUAUCCUGUUCGUGAUCUUUAUUUUUGCACAAACGAGGCAGCAAUGCUUUUCCUACUUAUUCCAUUUGAUACCGGAAUCGGCUCUCGCCGCAUAUAGUCGCGUUUAUUCAACAUUCUAACGGAAGUUCUGUUAUGUAAGUAGCUCGCUGACUCUGGUGGCCCUCCCACUGCCUGUGUUCCCCACAUUGGUGGAUUUUUGCUAGUUAUAAACAGUUUGUCGUUGGCCAUAACCUGCGACCCUAAUAAGGGUAAGACGUAUUUCCGGUAACACCCGGUUCGUCAACCCACAUAACUUCUGGUUUGGCAGUAAGGUUUUACAAAGGAUUGCUUGUCAAUUGAUGGCAAUUUAGUCCCUAUACGGGAGUUGUUUUAUAUUUGACAGAGCUAGGUACCUAUAGCUAGGCGCAGUUAACUUGCAGUGCCUGCCUGCUUUUCGACACCUUCCCUGUGCGGCAUGUUUGCCGGGGCCAGCCUAGGUUUACAUUGAAACAGGACACAGUAAAAUUGUAUAUGCAUGUUAUGUAGCCUAUGGCGGGCAGACGUACUGGUGUUGUCUGCGUAAAAAACGCUUGAUCGCCUGACCUAUAGCGUUCCAGUCAAUUGCUUGGCGUGCUUUAGACCCCCCCUCCAAGUAAUAGCCGCCCCUUAUUUUGAUGAGGCAAUAUUUUUACCGUAGACACCGACGGCGAUCUGUGUGUUGCCUAUCAACUAUCUCAGCCGUUUAAAGAAGGUGCUAUAGGCUCUUUCAGAUCCAGUAUAACCUCUAGCCUUAUCUUCACAGGUGAUUGUUCUUGGCAUUCAAUUGGGGCAAGGGAUUUGCGGAAAAAUACUAGAAACAAAUCACUUAUGCUAUACGAAAGCAGUUGAUCACUAGGGGUGUGCUCUGCUGUAUUCACCGAAGAUGCCAUGGUAGGGAGUCAUUAGGAGCUCAUCUCCGAGAUCAUAUUCGGGAAUCGGCGCUUGGGUGGUUGGGACGCCGGUCCUCAGCACUGGUAUCACCGUCAUUGCUGUUUCCCAGUCCGCAAAUUUCAAAGCUGACUUCCACUAAAGAGGGAUUAACUAUACGUCUUACACGAACGUCCCAGGUAGCCAGGUGCUAGGACUUCAUAGUUUUCUAACAAGUCUCACUUGUCCUAAACUUAAGGGCUGGUGUGAUUACUGCCACCUAAAUAACAGCGUCUUUGUAGGGUUGCUUCUGUAAUAUGCGGUGCCCGUGUUGUGCUUUUUAGAGCGGUGUCAAGGUAAUUCCAUUCCCACUUGAAAAAAUGUGUCGUCAGUGGACCCGCGAAUAACGCGGUUCCCCGCUAGGGCGUCCUGCAAACGGAUAAAUCUUGCAUUCAGCCACAUCCGGAGGGCUUCGUUACCAUGCAACCCAAUCGAUAACAUGAAUAACAAGAGUGGAAAUGGCAAAUUUAUUGCUCGGUUGACGGGUUGAACAAAACUGUUUUCUAGUUUGGAACGGGUGUGAUCUAGGUCGUUCUUUUGGGGUUUUCAGAGAUAUGACAAUACACCAAUCUUUACCUGAGAUCAUAUUGAAAUGUAUAUUCAGAAAAAUCGUAUCGUAUGCGUUGUUCGACUUGGUUUGAUACGACUUCGAUCAAGUCUAGUCUGGCCGGCCUCACUUUUCACGAGGUGUCUGGAGUUUUCGGUGUAGGCUUGUUCUCAGUAGUUGUGCGGAUUGUUUUGCCGAGGUUCUCUCCUACGCUUUGACUCAUUAGGGCUUGAAUGCAAGGUACUGGUGUUGAGUGAACGCAUUUAGGUCAUAUUCAUAGUCACCGUAUCACAGAGCCAUCAUGGGACAUGGUUUUACAGGGUAGUCGUACCUCUGCACGCAGGUAGCACUAUCGCUUCCGGUCCCCCGACAAAUUCUUCCCUAGAGAUAGAAUUGCUUGCUUCGCAGCUCCUUUUCGUCGAAAAUGGAUCCAGUAUCUGGUCUAGGGUAGCUGGCAGACAGACCUACGGACCGACGCGUCCUGUUCCCACAUAGCCCGUUACUCCGUGGUCGGAUGCCUUUUCAACUGCGCAGUCGACUCGGUAUUCGCGGAGUCUAGGCACCACAGUUGCCCCGUAAUAACUGAAGUCCGCGAAUACAUGAUACCCCUUUAAAACGCUUCUAACUGCCUAUUAUAAUGUCCUAGUACCAAAUGGACCUCAGACUAUGGCUCUAAAACACUUUGCUAUUAUUUGCUGAGUUUAAAUUAAUAGUUGAGAAUUAGCAAACAUUGUCUAUCAAAAAAGUCUCAUAAGUCACGAAAACGAAUAAAAGUAAUUAAUAAAUGUCUUAGAUAUGUUCUACGAAGAAAAUCUACUAUUAAACCGCGAAUAAGCAGAUGCUAACUGUACUGUAAAUUACGGAAUCCGCACUAGGACUGACGAUCCGCAUGCAGUGGAGAAAAUAAGUUCUGUUUCUUCUAUGCGUACAGUUUACUCGAAAUAUAUUAUAUCUUGCACUCUCUGCAAGCCUCAUAUCUCUGUAAAAACCAAAAUUAUCUCCAAUUGUCUCAGGCUGACCAAUUAUUUAGUUUGAGAAGUUUGUGCCUCUCACGUUAUACACUUAUCCGACGCUGAAUCCACCCAACACUUUGGUAGUAAAACUGCGGCAGAGCUUCCAAUGCCGAAAACUAAUUCAUGUGAUGCAUGCACAUAGUGGCGUCUCCCAUUACCUAGCGCACCAUCAUAAACACUUAUGCUUUCUGUGCACUCAAGGUCUACCUGGGCAACCCAAACCAGACCAAGGAUUCCACCGUUCCAGAUUCAACACCUGCCACUGUUGGCAAGAGACAAAGGCAGACUAGCCAGUCAGGAAGCCUCGGUUCACCCAAGGCUGGUGAUACGGGCUCGCCGGAAACCAAAGUGUCGCGUUCGACCAACAAGAAGACCACCAAUUCACACAAGUCUCGUCGCCUCGAGCCUCAGGACCGCAAGGCUGAGCAUGACGAUGAGGAGGCAGGUGACAAAAGCAGCAGUAGUGAAGAUGAUCUUCUGACUGCCGCCUCAAAACGCAAGCUGCCAACGUCCAAUCUGAGCAGUUCCAUUAAGCAGCAGAAGAAGAGCAACGGUGAACGCCAAACCAAGCGACAUUCAGUGGCCCCCUCCUCCCCACCACCAUCGUCGCACUCGAAGAAGUCCUCCUCCAGCGGCGGCGGAGGCCAUCAGCACCAUGGGACAAAAGAACGCAAGUCUGGCCGUUCAACAGGUACCUCAUCCUCGUCAGCCGCCAAGCGCAGCAAAACUGAAAACGAUGCUGAGCUGGACAGCGGAGGCGAACUGUAUCACUACGACACUGAGGAGUGUUCUGCCCGCCCCUGCAAGCACCCACAGGACGUUUCGAUCGACUGGAUUCAGUGUGACAAGUGUUCCAAUUGGUACCACCAGGUCUGUCUCGGCCUGAGGGCAUCCGAAGCCAAUGUGGACGUUUACUACUGUCCCUACUGCAAGAAGAAUUAG